UUACCACGCCUUCUAUGUGAAGAUCUGAUAUGCGGUGUUUGCUUUCAUUUCCUACGAACAAUGGCGCUCCUACGAGAUGAACUGAACUGUUCUAUCUGUCUGAGCCUUUAUACCGACCCUGUAAUGUUGUUCUGCGGGCACAACUUCUGCCGAGGAUGUAUUGAGCAGGUGUUAGAUACCCACAAUCCGUCUACAGAUUACACCUGUCCUGAAUGCAGAACGGAAUUUGAGCAACGUCCUACAUUGCUGAGAAACCUGAAGCUGUGUAAUAUAGUGGAGCACCUGUCUCCUAGACAGCCAGCGCAGCAAGAGGAGACCAACCCCUUCUGCACCUAUUGUGAGUUUGAUAUACCGGCUACUAAAUCCUGCCUGCGCUGUGAAACAUUCCUGUGCGACAACCAUUUGACGAAACAUAACAAGUCGGUGGAACAUUUGUUAUCUGAACCCACCACUUUUCUAAAGAACAGGAAAUGUUCGAUUCAUAAGGAAUUUCUUAAAUACUACUGUGCCCAGGAUUCCAUCUGUAUCUGUGCUUCCUGUUACCAGGUUGGUUCGCACAAGGGUCACCCAGUAGAGCAUUUGACCAUAGCUUCUGAGAGGAAACUUCAAAAUUCUCUGAUGAAGCUAAUCGCAGACAGACAGGAGCUGGAAGACAAGGUUGGAAGACUUAAGGAGCAGAAAAGGAAGGUUCUACAACAAGCCGAUACCUUGAGAAAGGGAAUGAAGGUGUUCUUUACAAAGUUGAUGAAGGAGAUUCAAAUCUUACAGAAGACGGUCCUCACUGAGAUCUCCAGACAGAAAGGUCAUGCGCUUCUUCAAGUCACGAACCUAAUGCAAAAUCUAGAAACAAGGAAGGAUGAACUGUCUAAGAAGAUUUAUAAAACCGAAGAGCUACUCCACUUAUCCGACCCUUUAACCGUCUUAUUGGAAGAGCCGGACAAAGAUGAGAGCUGGCGUGUGCCAGAUGUUGCCAUUUAUUUGGAUGAAAUGCCCGUCCAGUUGGUUUUAAAUCGAAGUCUGUCAAGACUGGUGGAUAUUUCCGUGGAACUCAAAGAAAACAUUUUGAUGCCCAACGUCUCCAGUGUGUUGAUGGAUAUCAGAACGGCGUGCAAUUAUAUAUUUGUCUCGUGCGACUUAAAGUCUGCCUCUUACGUGCAAGUAGAUCAAGGUUAUCCAGAAGGGCCAGAGCGGUUUACAUCAUGCCAGGUGUUAAGUAGCCGUAGUUUCAGCACCGGCAAAUGUUACUUGGAAGUGGACGUUAGCAAGGCCAAAGAGUGGAUAGUAGGCAUGGCCUAUAACAGCAUGGAGAGGAAAGCACUGGGGAAUGACUCUUACAUAGGCUAUAAUGAUAAAUCUUGGGGCCUGGAAUACCGAAAUGGUCUAAUUGCCCGUCACAACAACAUAACUGAAGAUGUGGCCCCGGGCCCUCCGAUGCAGCUUCUUGGAGUGUACGUCAACAUGGACACUGGGGAGCUUUCAUUUUAUCAACUGUGUGAUCAGAUUAGACAUUUACAUACCUUUUCUGCCAGCUUUACUGAGGCUCUUCAUGCUGCUUUCUAUGUAUUUCCAGAUAGUUGCAUAUCAGUCCACUAGAUGCUGAAGCUUUUAGUGGGCAAUGGUAACGUUCACUUCAAGCCGUUCUCUUUUUUGCUUUUCAAGGUGUAAGGUGCACCAUACCGACAGUAAAAAUGGAUGUAACCCCCAACUGAAUG
Molecule: messenger RNA, 1712 nt
Organism: Rana temporaria (common frog)
Lineage: Eukaryota; Metazoa; Chordata; Amphibia; Anura; Ranidae
Product: E3 ubiquitin/ISG15 ligase TRIM25-like
Exons: 1
Coding region: 61-1593 (510 amino acids)
Molecular function (GO): zinc ion binding; protein binding
Source: RefSeq, a predicted model, not a curated record